GAUUGCUUCUCUUCUUUAUUAUCAUCUCUCACUCUCUCUCUGAACUUUUGAGUUCAUACUGCUAUAUAUAUUUAAAUCACCGGUUUAAUAUUUGGUCCGAUGACGAUGAAGCAAGAAGACUCGGCAGCUGAACAUCCCGAAGUUGCUAUAAUCUUGGGAGAUUCUUCUUCUUCUGCUCCUCCUCCUCCUCCUUCUCAGGUUGAUCAUCAGGUGAAAGAAACACCUACUGAAGAUGUGCACAGCUCUCAACCUAGCGGUGGAACCCACUCGGAUCUUUCAAUACAAAUACCCCCUAGACCAACCCCCUUUGGUGGCGGCAGCCGUAUCCCAAAGGGUUCACUCAAGUCCACAAGCUCAUUCAAAAGCGGCGGCACUACAUCCUCACCAAGAGGAAUCUUGCGUAACCUAAGCUUGAAAAAGAAAGCUGUAGCUCAUCCUGAAAGCGAGAGAAGCUCUCUGCUCUCUCCCGCUCUCAUGGAAGAAGAAACAGCUAAAAAGGCUAAUAAUAACCCUCCCGGUUCAGCAGCUACUUCGACUUAUUGGCAAAGAUGCUUGUCUCUUCCAUCUAGACAGCCCGCAAAGCUGUCUCCUGUGGUACCUCCUGCUCACGUCUCAGUUUCUGUUCCCGGUGAACCUCCUAAGAAAGAUUCUAUACGUCCACCAGUUCCAAGGUCAUUGUCCAUGCCUGGGAGAAACAAAGUCAUUGUCCGAUCCGUUUCUUUUGACAACCGCAAAGCUCUUGAAACAAGCGCAGAUCAAAUCUCUCCAGUUCCAACUGAAGAAACAGAAGAAGAGAUUCCGGAAGAAGAAGCGGUGUGCAGGAUCUGUCUGGACGUGUGCGAAGAAGGCAACACUCUGAAGAUGGAGUGCAGCUGCAAAGGCGAUCUCAGACUAGUUCACGAAGCGUGUGCCAUCAAGUGGUUCAGCACAAAGGGGACGAGAACCUGCGACGUCUGUAGACGAGAAGUCAAGAACCUACCGGUUAUAUUGCUUCGCGUGCCUACAACUAAUCAACUGAACAGCAGGCGUGGUGGUGAUCGCAGCAGUCAACAGAGUAUGCAGUCACAAACCGCUAGUGCUUGGCAAGAGUUUGUGGUGUUAGUUCUUAUCAGCACAGUCUGUUACUUCUUCUUCCUCGAGCAAUUACUAAUUCGGGAUCUCAGCACGCAAGCUAUCUACAUAGCAGGACCAUUCUCAUUAACGUUAGGCCUCUUAGCAUCUGUUUUUGCCAUUGUCCUAGCUAUCAGAGAAUACAUAUGGACAUACGCAGCGCUUGAGUUUGCUCUUGUAGGCAUUUUGGUUCAUCUAUUAUACUCUACAGUGAGACUACCUCCGAUCUAUUCUAUACUAUUCGCAGGGAUUCUUGGUUUUGGGAUAGCAGUGUGCCUAAACUCAUUGUACCUUCAUUAUUUCGCUUGGCGUAUUCGUGUUGCAGAAAACUCAAAUCAAGUGUGAAAACGCCUAUAUAUUCUCUGGUGUGUGCUUGUUGUAUUCUAGAAAAAAAAAAGAAGAACAAGAAGGUGUUUCAUCUGAUCCAGCAGUGACAUGUAAAAUGUAUAUAUGUUCAACUCUUCUUCAAACGUGUGUUAUAAGUUGUAAAAGAGAAAUUAUUGUAUCAGGUGAAAAGAGUUUUAAUGUAUGUGAUCUGUUGCAUCA
This is a messenger RNA of Raphanus sativus (radish), 1656 nucleotides long. RefSeq lists its product as uncharacterized. The transcript is spliced from 8 exons. NCBI's taxonomy places the organism in Eukaryota, Viridiplantae, Streptophyta, Magnoliopsida, Brassicales, Brassicaceae. Gene Ontology annotation, molecular function: zinc ion binding. Bases 100 to 1455 code for a protein of 451 amino acids. The record is from RefSeq and is a predicted model, not a curated record.